AUGCUGGACCAUGCCGCCCAGUGCACCAAAGGAGUGCCCUUGAAGUUCUUCUAUGACCAAAAGUUGCUUGUUGCCCCUACGACUCAGGAGCUCGCCGGGCUCUUCCCCGAGACCGACAUUUCGGAAAUUUCAAAGAGAUUCCGAGCCGCGCUGAAAGUCAAGAACGGGAAGGAAAUCGGAAACAUCGUGGAGACUGAUGUCAGCAGGGUCUGGGCUGAGUUGGACGAGGCUCACCACCUCUGUCCCGAUCACACAUUUCAGCUCUCCCAAUGCAAGGCAGACAAGAACGAGUCUAAAGUCGACGGAGGCUUUUUUCACCAAAACGAUAAGGAGUUCCUCCUUCCGGACUGUCCAAACUGGGAGUAUCAACGCUACACCGUCGAGUUCAAGCGAGGCGGUAACGGCCUGGAUCCGUUCAGCGACGACAAUGAUAUCGAGCCCAACGCGGAUAAACGGCGGGCGGCGCGUCAUCAACUCUACGCGUACGCCAGCUGUGUCUUCGACGUCCAACAUCGCACCGCACUGUACAUGCUCUUCGUCAACCGCUCCAAGUUCCGUCUUCUGCGCUGGGACCGGUCCGGUGUCAUCGUCAGCGAGGCGACCGACUACGCUACGUCGAAGGCCAAGACGAAGAUCCUGCUUAAAGUCCUGGUCAGCCUCGCUCGCAUGCAGGACGACAAGGCCGCCCCCGACAACAUGUCCGUCCUCCAGAAGGCUGGUGUCUUGACAGUCGGUGCCGAGGCAGCGGGAUUCGACCCGACAGCACAGCGCCUGUCACCUAACUCCUGCGGUUGGGCUCGCAUGGAUCAACUCGCCCAGGUCGAAGCCGAUUUUGACGUCGACGAGUACAACACCGAGGAUCACGUUACCUCCGAACUGCCUACCGAGUUCCGCGACAACGAGCGAAGCGCCUGUUCCCCCUUCACCCCCACCGGUAGCCACCCUGAUCCGCUGGCGACGAUGGAGGAAACAGCUGGGGACGCGUGGCCAAAGCACCUGAAACGUCGCACCUUCAACUACAUCCGGCAGCGGUUCGUGCACUCUCUCAAACAGAGCAACGUGCGGUACGUGCUAGUGAUCGACAACAAGUUCUACCUCGUUGGUCGAGCGAUUUUCUGCGCGGACAACGGACCGAUCGGACGCGGGACGCGAGGGUGGAUCGCGCUGGAGUGGCACACGCAGCGCUUUGUCUUCGUCAAGGACGCAUGGCAACCUCACUGCGUCGACGCGGACCCCGAGCACGUCAUGCUCAAGAAACUCAACGACGAGAAGGUACCACACGUGCCAACGCUGGUCGCGGCAGAGAGCUACGCUGGCCAAGUCACGUAUUUCUCCGUCAUCGCCGGGACCGCCAUGCCUGCUGUCGCCCAGACAGCCCCUUCUCCGACGAAUGGUUCGCCUGUGUCGCCGACUGCCUCUUCCGAUGCUGAUCCCGUCGGUAUUUACUCGCCUCACGUGGUCAACCUCCCGGCCGUCACCAAUGCGACCUUAGCUUCCGCGGACUUGGCAACCGGAACAGAGCAAGUUGACCGCCAGCAGCAAGACGAACCCAAAGAACCUGUUCUAGAAGGAGUGCGUCAACACGUUCGCAUGGUUGUCGACGAGGUAUGCCUUCCUCUGAAGGAAUUUCCCUGCGGGGUCUAUCUCGUUCGCGCGAUCCUUCACGCGAUUGUAGGCGAGUUCUGUGCUGUCUUUUUGCUCUGGCAGCAACACGCUGACGAGAUCAUAGCCCACAAGACAGCGGUCAACAAGUGCCACCUGCUUCACCGUGACGUCAGCGCGGGAAACAUCCUUCUUUUGCUUCGGUUCGAACACAACGAAUCUGAGGGAACGUCGUGGAUUGAAUGGGAUGGUAUCUUGGCCGACUGGGAGAUGGCAAGAAGCACCGAGGCCGCUGUCGGGCCCCGCGUUCCGCCAAGGACUGGAACUUGGCCGUUCAUGUCCAUUCUGUGGCAGAAAGACCCGACGCGGGUUAUCGGGAUCGACGACGAGCUCGAAUCCUUCAUGCACGUCUUGAUCUUCGAGAGCGUCAUCUUCAUGACCCACAACUGGGACUGGGACAUGGAGUUUCUGAGGAUGUUCAUCGACCAAUACUUCCACCAGACCCUCCGGAUGUCCUGUGGCGACUGCACUUGCAGCGAAUACCGCGACAGAUGCAUCCACAAUGGCACUUUGACGCUCGGCGGCAUGAAGCUCGAAUUCCAUGCCCUCGGGAACAGCGGAAAAAAAUUUCCCGGCCACCCCCUUAACGAACUGCUCCGUUGGCUGCUCCAGAGGUUCAGUGCCCGCCUCCUCGUCCACGAGUGGGAACACCGAACCGCGCGGACGUCGUCAACCGCCGUAGCGGCUCCGAUCGACGUUCCGAUGGCCCGACGCCCCAAGAACAAGGCACGCAUCGCGGCGACCCCUUCUACAUCGACGGCCAUUGUCGACUCAGAGCGCGGUGGACCUGACGGGGACAUGAAAGCGAAGGCCGACAGCCUCAAAACGCACGACGCGGUGAUCGCCAAGUUCGAAGCGUUCCUGGAUUUGGGCUGGCCACUGUUGGACAAGGCGGUGGAGAGGUUCGCACCGCCCGCUGAGCCACAGGCAGGAAAUAAGCGCAUGCGUGACCCGGGGAACAAGGAGGAGAUAUCGGACGCCAGGCCGUCGAAGAAGUCGAAGCGUUCGCACAAAGAGCCCAAAGUCGGAUUGAGGCGUAGUGCAAGGAUCGCUAUUCGAAAGCGUUCAGGUCGUCCUGCUAGUUGA
This is a messenger RNA of Epithele typhae, 2748 nucleotides long. RefSeq lists its product as uncharacterized. The transcript has 3 exons. The record is from RefSeq and is a predicted model, not a curated record. Bases 1 to 2748 code for a protein of 915 amino acids. Gene Ontology annotation, biological process: protein phosphorylation. Gene Ontology annotation, molecular function: protein kinase activity. NCBI's taxonomy places the organism in Eukaryota, Fungi, Basidiomycota, Agaricomycetes, Polyporales, Epitheliaceae.